This is a messenger RNA of Rubroshorea leprosula, 1427 nucleotides long. NCBI's taxonomy places the organism in Eukaryota, Viridiplantae, Streptophyta, Magnoliopsida, Malvales, Dipterocarpaceae. The record is from the annotation of a GenBank genome assembly.
AGAAUCGAUCAGCUCGAAACUUUGCCGGGGUGGUUUCAUCUAGAUGCAGCACCUUGGCGUUUCUCAUCUCGCGAUGCUGGGAGGUGAACUUCGGCAGCCAACUCCGCCGAAAGAUGUGGGGGUUACGUACUCUGAGGACGACGAGGCGUGGGUCUGGUCUCAGAUAAAGGCCGAGGCUCGCCGUGACGCGGAGUCGGAGCCGGCUUUAGCCAGCUACCUCUAUUCCACGAUCCUCUCUCACUCCUCGCUCUCGCGCUCGCUCUCCUUCCAUCUGGGCAACAAGCUCUGUUCAUCUACACUGUUGUCGACUCUCCUCUAUGAUCUGUUUAUCAAUACCUUCUCCUCCGACCCUUCCCUUUGUGCCGCUGCGGUUGCAGAUCUCCGUGCUGCUCGUAUGAAGGAUCCUGCUUGCGCUUCCUUCUCUCAUUGUCUGCUGAAUUACAAGGGAUUCUUGGCUUGCCAGGCUCAUCGAUUAGCUCACAAGCUAUGGACACAAUCACGCCGGCCGCUGGCUCUAGCGUUGCAGUCCCGUGUCUCGGAAGUUUUUGCCGUUGAUAUCCACCCGGCGGCGAAGAUCGGGAAAGGGAUUUUGUUUGACCACGCAACCGGGGUGGUAAUCGGCGAGACGGCUGUGAUCGGGAACAACGUCUCGAUUCUGCAUCAUGUGACUCUGGGUGGGACUGGGAAGGUAUCCGGUGAUCGACAUCCGAAGAUUGGGGACGGAGUGCUGAUUGGUGCUGCUGCGACAAUAUUGGGGAACGUGAAGAUUGGGGAAGGAGCAAAAAUUGGAGCAGGGUCUGUGGUGCUGAUAGAAGUCCCAGCCCGGACCACCGCGGUGGGGAACCCGGCUAGGCUGGUCGGAGGGAAGGAAAAGCCCUCCAGGCUUGAAGAAUGCGCCGGAGAGUCCAUGGAUCAUACUUCCUUCAUGUCUGAGUGGUCUGAUUAUAUCAUUUAAAGCUCCAUAUUUUCCAGCACAAACUAUACUGGAUAGCUAAAUAGGAACUAUUGAAUGGGAUAGCACCCAAUAUGAAGGGUCGAUUCUCCAUUCAAUGGUUUAUAUUUUGCAAUCCACCUUCUUUUAUCGUUUAAUCACUAGUCUUGCUAAGGGUUUAGCAUACAGUAUCAAUAAUUUGAGGAUAUCAUUGUUAUCUUUGGUGAUAACGAUGAACAUGUAUCCAUACAUAUAUAAUAACGGUUUUGAUGUUAGGGUUAGAACCGCAAACUGCUUCAUUUUUACUUCUGAGGUAGGGUUGCAAAGGAAUGUGUCUCUAGGGACUUCAUUGGUUGGUUGGUUUUGGUCACCAAUGUUUGAUUCCUUAGUGGUUAUGUUAAUGUUUUUGAUAGCAUCUUUCUGUCCCCAGUCAGCAUUGGGGAGAAUAAAGAGUAGAAUUACUUCUUGUCUGUUGAGCAAUGAUACAAAGAUGCCU